AUGCUUCAGCGAAUAUCAUCGAAACUUCACAGGCGAUUCUUAUCAGGUCUGCUGCGUGUCAAACACUACCCCUUAAGGCGGAUUCUGCUCCCACUCAUUCUACUGCAGAUCAUCAUUAUAACGUUCAUCUGGUCGAAUUCACCUCAGCGUAAUGGACUUGGGCAAGAAGCUGAUUAUCUACUACCCAAUUACAACGAAAUUGACAGUGAUGACGAUUCUUGGUAUGGGCUCCUGACUUCGUCUUUCAAAAAUGAUCGCAGGAUCCAGUUCGCUAAGACCUUAUAUGAAAAUUUAAAAUUUAGCACCAACCCUAAAUGGGUCAAUGAAUAUACCCUACAAAAUGACCUGCUCUCGGUCAAGAUGGGCCCUCAAAAGGGCACCAAGCUCGAAUCCGUCGAUGACUUGAAGUUCUACGACUUCGAUCCUCGUCUCACGUGGUCCGUUGUUCUCAACCAUUUGCAAAAUAAUAGCGCAGAUAAGCCAGAGGAAUUACCCUUUUCCUGGUACGACUGGACAACUUUCCACGAGCUGAACAAGUUAAUUUCUAUAGACAAAACCGUUCUGCCUUGUAAUUUUCUUUUCCAAUCCGCUUUCGAUAAAGAGUCUUUGGAGGCCAUCGAGGCAGAGCUUGACGAGCCUUUGUUCCUAUACGAAAGACCAAAAUACACACAAAAACUGUGGUACAAGGCGGCUAGAAAGCAGGACAGAAUCAAGGACACAAAGGAACUGAAAAAGCAUUGCUCUAAGCUGUUUACUCCGGAUGGACAUGGCACUCCUAAGGGCUUAAAAUUUAGCACGCAGUUCCAAAUAAAGGAGCUGUACGAUAAAGUCAGACCAGAAGUUUACCAAUUGCAGGCAAGAAACUACAUUUUGACUACUCAGUCGCAUCCACUAUCCAUUUCCAUCAUUGAAUCGGAUAACUCCACAUACCAGGUACCCUUGCAAACUAACAAGUCGAAGAAUUUGGUGCAAUCCGGCCUGUUGCAGGAGUAUAUUAAUGAUAACAUUAAUUCUACAAACAAGAGAAGAAAAAAAAAUAAACAGGACGUGGAGUUCAACCACAAUAGGUUUUUCCAGGAAUUCAUCACCAACGACCAAGUGAACUCCCUAUAUAAACUCGACAUCAAGGAAACUGAUAAAUCCACUUUUAAUAGAGACUUGGUUCAUUUGUCCCCUUCGGAUUUUAAGUUCGAUGCGUCCAAGAAAAUUGAGGAGUUAGAGUCACAGAGGAAACUCAAUCCGGACAAAUUUUCCGCACAUAAUGAGAAUUAUUUAAACAGUUUGAAGAAUUCCGUAAAGAUAAACCCUGCGUUGCAAAGAAAGUUCUUCUAUGAGGCGGGUGCCGUAAAACAGUAUAAAGGUAUGGGGUUCCAUCGUGACAAAAGAUUUUUCAACGGUGAUACUUUAAUUAAUGAUAAGCAAGAAUACCAGGCAAGGUUAAAUGCGAUGAUUAGAACUUUCCAAAAGUUUACUAAGGCCAAUGGCAUCAUAUCCUGGUUGUCUCAUGGAACACUAUACGGCUAUCUUUACAAUGGGAUGGCUUUUCCUUGGGAUAACGAUUUCGACUUGCAAAUGCCCAUAAAGCAUUUACAGUUGCUCAGUCAGUACUUUAAUCAAUCUCUUAUAUUGGAAGACCCAAGACAGGGCAAUGGUCGUUACUUCCUUGACGUCAGCGACUCCUUGACAGUAAGAAUCAAUGGUAAUGGUAAAAACAAUAUCGAUGCAAGAUUCAUUGACGUUGACACCGGUCUUUAUAUUGAUAUUACCGGCCUAGCUAGUACUUCCGCCCCCAGUAGAGAUUACUUAAAUUCGUACAUUGAAGAACGCUUGCAGGAAGAACAUUUGGACAUCAAUAAUAUCCCUGAAUCGGACGGUGAGACCGCCACUUUGCCCGACAAAGUAGAUGAUGGGUUAGUCAAUAUGGCUACUCUAAACAUCACCGAAUUACGUGAUUACAUUACCGGUGACGAAAAUAAGAGCCAUAAAAGGGUCCCCACUGAUACUGAUUUGAAAGAUCUUUUGAAAAAGGAACUGGAAGAUAUACCAAAAUCCAAGACCAUUGAAAACAAGUUGAACCCUAAACAAAGAUAUUUCCUUAACGACAAACUCAAGCUUUACAACUGUAGAAACAACCAUUUUAAUUCCUUCGAAGAGUUGUCCCCCUUAAUCAAUACUAUUUUUCAUGGUGUACCGGCGUUGAUUCCUCACAGACAUACCUACUGUUUGCACAAUGAAUACCAUGUUCCUGAUAGAUAUGCGUUUGAUGCUUACAAAAACACAGCUUAUUUGCCCGAAUUCAGAUUCUGGUUCGAAUAUAACAAUUUAAAGAAAUGCAGUAACAUUAAUUCGUGGUAUCCAAACAUUCCUAGCAUCAACUCAUGGAACCCGAACCUUUUGAAAGAAAUAUCAUCCACGAAAUUUGAGUCUAAACUUUUCGAUUCCAAUAAGGUCUCUGAAUAUUCUUUUAAAAACCUAUCCAUGGACGACGUUAGCUUAAUUUAUAAAAAUAUUCCAAGAGCUGGUUUUAUCGAGAUAUUCACUAACUUGUACAAUUCCUUCAAUGUCACUGCAUAUAGGCAAAAGGAAUUGGAAAUUCAAUAUUGCCAAAACCUGACAUUUAUUGAAAAAAAAAAGCUACUACAUCAAUUGCGUAUUAAUGUCGCUCCUAAGUUAAGUUCCCCCGCAAAGGACCCAUUUCUUUUUAGUUAUGAAAAGGCCAUGUGGGAAGAUUUAUCAAAAUCUAUGAACCAGACUACGUUAAAUCAAAUUGCCAAGAUGGUUCAUGAGGAAUACGUCGGGAAAAUUAUCGAUUUGUCUGUAGGUUUAAAAUACAGGAAUUUUUCACUUUUCAAUAUUACUUUUGAUGAAACUGGAGCACUUCCAGAUGAUAACACUAAUGAUUAUACCCCCGCUAACACUGUUGAUAUAAAUCCUGUGGAUUUCAGAUCGAAUUUAAACUUCAGUAGUAACGCCUUUUUGAAUCUAAAUUCAUAUGGUUUAGAUCUUUUUGCACCCACUUUAUCCGAUGUUAAUAGGAAGGGUAUUCAAAUGUUUGAUAAGGAUCCUAUUAUCGUAUACGAGGACUAUGCGUACGCCAAAGUACUUGAAGAAAGAAAGAAGAGGGAAAAGAAGAAGAAGGAAGAAGAGGAAAAGAAGAAGAAGGAAGAGGAAAAGAAGAAGAAGGAAGAGGAAAAGAAGAAGAAGGAAGAAGAAAAGAAGAAAAAAGAAGAAGAGGAGAAGAAGAAGAAGGAAGAAGAGGAGAAGAAGAAGAAGGAAGAAGAGGAGAGGAAGAAGAAGGAAGAAGAGGAAAAGAAGAAAAAGGAAGAAGAGGAAAAGAAGAAGAAGGAAGAAGAGGAGAGGAAGAGGAAGGAAGAAGAGGAGAAGAAGAAGAAGGAAGAAGAGGAGAAGAAGAAGAAGGAAGAAGAGGAGAAGAAGAAGAAGGAAGAGGAAGACAAAAACAAUCAAAAUCUAGAGACCCAGAUUGAGAAUUCAUGA
This is a messenger RNA of Saccharomyces paradoxus, 3495 nucleotides long. It is a transcript of the gene MNN4, whose product is annotated as Mnn4p. The record is from RefSeq and is a predicted model, not a curated record. Bases 1 to 3495 code for a protein of 1164 amino acids. NCBI's taxonomy places the organism in Eukaryota, Fungi, Ascomycota, Saccharomycetes, Saccharomycetales, Saccharomycetaceae. The transcript has a single exon.